CAUUUAUCAUGACUAUAAAUACAAGAAUACCGAAAAAUAUAACUUACUUAUUGAGAACCUUUAAACUAAAUAAAUAUUUUUCAUUGCAGAUGUUACUAAACUUGAUGUUCUGUUCGGUAUUAAUAAUACUGGUGACAGCAGAAUCUCAGAUACCAAAGAAUGAUCCAUGGAAAGUGAGUCCUCAAGUAAACAGAGACGAAAAUGGUAAUACCAAUGCAGGUAUUGAAGUUGAAAGAAAAGGAGACAAACACGAUGUUGAAGCAGGAUGGAAGAAGGUAGUUCGAGGACCAAAUAAAUCAAAACCAACCUGGCACGUAGGUGGUACUAUUAGGUAUAGGAGAUCUCCCAAAGAACCUUGGGAAGUGAGUCCUAAAGUGAACAGAGACGAAAAUGGCAAUACCAAUGCAGAAAUUGAAGUUAAAAGAAAAGGAGAGCAACACGACGUUGAAGCAGGAUGGAAGAAGGUAGUUCGAGGACCAAAUAAAGCAAAACCAACUUGGCACGUAGGUGGUACUAUUAGGUAUAGGAGAUCUCCCAAAGAACCUUGGGAAGUGAGUCCUAAAGUAAACAGAGACGAAAAUGGCAAUACCAAUGCAGAAAUUGAAGUUAAAAGAAAAGGAGAGCAACACGAUGUUGAAGCAGGAUGGAAGAAGGUAGUUCGAGGACCAAAUAAAGCAAAACCAACUUGGCACGUAGGUGGUACUAUUAGGUAUAGGAGAUCUCCCAAAGAACCUUGGGAAGUGAGUCCUAAAGUAAACAGAGACGAAAAUGGCAAUACCAAUGCAGAAAUUGAAGUUAAAAGAAAAGGAGACAAGCACGAUGUUGAAGCAGGAUGGAAUAAGGUAGUUCGAGGACCAAAUAAAGCAAAACCAACUUGGCACGUAGGUGGUACUAUUAGGUAUAGGAGAUCUCCCAAAGAACCUUGGGAAGUGAGUCCUAAAGUAAACAGAGAGGAAAAUGGCAAUACCAAUGCAGAAAUUGAAGUUAAAAGAAAAGGAGAGCAACACGAUGUUGGAGCAGGAUGGAAGAAGGUAGUUCGAGGACCAAAUAAAGCAAAACCAACUUGGCACGUAGGUGGUACUAUUAGGUAUAGGAGAUCUCCCAAAGAACCUUGGGAAGUGAGUCCUAAAGUAAACAGAGACGAAAAUGGCAAUACCAAUGCAGAAAUUGAAGUUAAAAGAAAAGGAGACAAGCACGAUGUUGAAGCAGGAUGGAAGAAGGUAGUUCGAGGACCAAAUAAAGCAAAACCAACUUGGCACGUAGGUGGUACUAUUAGGUAUAGGAGAUCUCCCAAAGAACCUUGGGAAGUGAGUCCUAAAGUAAACAGAGACGAAAAUGGCAAUACCAAUGCAGAAAUUGAAGUUAAAAGAAAAGGAGAGCAACACGAUGUUGAAGCAGGAUGGAAGAAGGUAGUUCGAGGACCAAAUAAAUCAAAACCAACUUGGCACGUAGGUGGUACUAUUAGGUAUAGGAGAUCUCCCAAACAACCUUGGGAAAUAAGUCCUCAAGCAAACAGAGACGAAAAUGGCAAUACCAAUGCAGGAGUUGAAGUUAAAAGAAAAGGAGACAAGCACGAUGUUGAAGCUGGAUGGAACAAAGUAGUUCGAGGACCAAAUAAGGCAAAACCAACCUGGCACGUAGGUGGUACUCUCAGAUUUAAGAGGUCAAUAGAAUCACAAAAUUAAACACUCGCGAUUUUGACCUGUUUGUUUAUUUAUUAUAUUGAGCCCAAGAUCUCCAUUGUGCAUGUUUUAUUUAAUAUUAUUUAUUUAUGUAUACCAAAUAUUUUUUAUAUGUUUUGACUGAAAUAAAUCCAUUGUUUUGAUUACGUUAAA
Psylliodes chrysocephalus is the source of this 1835-nucleotide messenger RNA. NCBI's taxonomy places the organism in Eukaryota, Metazoa, Arthropoda, Insecta, Coleoptera, Chrysomelidae. The record is from the annotation of a GenBank genome assembly.